Molecule: messenger RNA, 471 nt
Organism: Ogataea angusta
Lineage: Eukaryota; Fungi; Ascomycota; Pichiomycetes; Pichiales; Pichiaceae
Exons: 1
Coding region: 1-471 (156 amino acids)
Molecular function (GO): RNA binding
Source: RefSeq, a predicted model, not a curated record
AUGUCAGAAGCUGAACAGACUCCACAGCAACCCAGACUGGCUCCUAAUCAGCCUAGCAACCAGCAGGAGAUCGACUCGCGGUCUGUUUAUCUGGGCAAUGUGGACUAUUCGGCUCUACCCGGGGAUCUGAAGGAGUUACUUGAUGACUGUGGGGUCAUAAACAGAAUAACCAUUCUGUACGAUAAACACACCGGGAAGCCUCGUGGAUACGCAUUUGUGGAGUUUGAAACGCACGAAGGCGCGCAAAAGGCUGUCGCCAUGAACGGCACAGAAUUCCGCGGACGUACUUUGACAGUUACCCCAAAACGGACCAAUUAUCCAGGAAUCACCAACGCCAGACGGUAUUCGGGUGCGCCCCCACAGAGGGGGAGAGGACGCGGCGGACGCGCUACUGCCUGGAGAGGGCGUACGCACCAUCUGAGGGAAGACGAUGCUAAAAACGAGGAGCCCCCGGAGACGUCACCCGAAUAA